This is a messenger RNA of Labrus mixtus (cuckoo wrasse), 822 nucleotides long. RefSeq lists its product as uncharacterized. The record is from RefSeq and is a predicted model, not a curated record. Bases 342 to 638 code for a protein of 98 amino acids. Lineage: Eukaryota; Metazoa; Chordata; Actinopteri; Labriformes; Labridae. The transcript is spliced from 3 exons.
AACCUCAACGGCUCCCUCCCCUCCCCGUGUUCCUCCCAUGCCCCUGCCUCCCCGCGUGCGCCUCAUAAAUCACCAUCUGAACAACAUGUGUUUUGCGUGAGCACUCACAGAACAUGAGAAUGAGAGAAAUUUAGGACGAGAUUGGAGGCACUUGGCGAGGUUAUAGAGAAGCUCUUUCCGCCUUCUCCAAUACCCUCCUCCUGGCUCUGUCGCUUGCUCGCUUGCUCCCUGAGCUGCUACGCGGACUCCGUCAUCAAAACACACAGUGAGGCGUGCUGGAGCGCUCACUCCCUUCAGCUUGUGGACGCACACACAGUCUCACACUGGAGCCAACACUCAAGAUGCAGCAGCAAGAUAGAAUGUCUUCUGAUUCCCUUUCAGAUGUGAGGUGUCCAUCGAGACACUGGAUGUCACGCGGUCACUCCUAUGAAGAGCAAACUGUGUGGAACCCGAAGUACUGUGUGGUAGCUGACUGUCAGAUGCUGCUUCUGAAUGAGGAGGAGAUCCAUCCCUUGUUUUUGCAGGAGAGGCGCUCUGCAUCAGGCAAGGUCCAUCUCCUUCGACGCACCAUCAGCGUUCCCGUGGAGACACAGUUUCCCGAGUUCCACAGCCAGCUGUCCACUGGGAGCGGUGAGUAGCCCGAGGACAUUCCUCUGCAGUGUUUAAGCAGACACGCACGCACGCACACACACACACACACACACACACACGCACAUGCACACAUUCAGAUACUGCAAAAACUUUAAUAGAAUCCUUGAAACCGUUUAAUUUAAAUUAGAAUAAUUAAUGAACUUGAAAUGAAAUUCGAAACACUUCCUUAAC